AUGCGCCCCGCGUCGGCCCCUCUGCGUCAUCCGCUGCGCAAGGCCCCCGGAGGUUCCAGUAUCGCACCCAUUUACCGAGGCUGCAUGCGUCGAUCGGUAGGCAGCCGUGGGCUCCCGAGUCCCGCCCUCGACUCGCCCGCCCGCCGCGCCCGCCGCGACGAGCCGUACUUGGCGCAGCUCCAACAGUCGGCAUCGUCCGUUGUGGAAGCGCGCGUCGCGGACCUGGCGCGGCAAACCCGCGAUUUCGUCGACGCGACGUACUGCGGCACCUCCGACGAGGCCAUUUGUGAAGCGCCUCGGCGCAAACCACGGCCCGUGACGUGUGUACCGGGUCUCCGCCGCAAGCUCGAGGCAUCGCGUGAGCUCUCUUCAAUCGUCAAGCACCCAACGCGGCUUCUCGCCCAGCAGCUCCAAUCUGCGCUCGAGACCCACAUCUCGGGCCGACCAAACCAGACGAGCGACUUCCAGAUGGCCCUUUUAGACCAGACCGACGACCACCACGCGUUUUUCCACAAACUUGUCGAGGCGUUGGCGAGCCACUUGGAGAUGCAGCCCGCCAGCGUCGGCGCUGGCGCGUUCUUGCGCCAGUUCUGGACUGUCUACGUCGAUGGCUUGUACGAGCACGUGGUCCAUGCCAAACGAUUGGGGCUCGUCUUUUAUGAAAAUGCUGCCGAUGCCACCCUUCACCCCGCGCGGCGUCCGAUCGAGACGGAUGCGAUGAUGAUACCUGAAGCCAGCCCAAAGCUGCGUGCAUCCAAGGCCACCGCGGGCUUGCUGUGCGAACGUCCACCGUCUGCGAUACCACAGAGUUUAUCACCGUCGCAGGAUGGGCCUGAAUUGACGGCUCUAAAACGGCUCUUGACCGCCAAGGCAAGCACACUACGGGUCGAGCUCGUGUCCAUGCAGCGCCUGCGCGAAUCAAUUUUUUCGUCUGUCCUCAACGCCCAAGCCAUGCAACGCACCGAUAAAGACAAGCGAGCACGCUUGCACCUCAGCCAGCAGAUGGACCAGCACGCGUCGCUCGUACAGCGAUACGCUGAAGCAUCCCCGCGCGUCGUGGCGGCAGCGACGUUGAUUCAGCGCAUUCUGCGACGAAAGCUCGCGAUCAAGCACUGCCACUUGCUUCGUCUCCUUGACCUCAUGAAGGUCAAAUCCCAAACGCUCUUUGAGAAAAGCUGCAGUCAGAUGCGCGGCACGCUGGCGCUCGCGUCCGCGCCGUCGCUGGACGUCCACGCGUUGGAUGCCCAUUUUACGAGUAUCGUAUGGGAAGUCCAGCGCCUCGUGCGCGACUUGUCGCUGGAUUGGUGGAAGCAAAGCUUGAGCGAAGAGCGCGCGCGGCUGGCGUGGGAGCUCGCUGACGUCUCAGACGACCUCAAACACGUGACCUCGCUCGUGUCGAUUUUACUUCAAAACUGCACCAACUGCAUGGCGCAUUGCACGACCCCUCCGACGACGUGUGUCGCGCUACGUGUCGCCAGCACCAUUGUCGAUCGAGUCGACCAAGCACCUCUCGACCAGAUUACCCACAUGAACCUGGCCAUCGAGGACUGCAUCAACGCGCUCCGUCCUACAAAGCCAGCCACCGCGCGGACCAUCGCGAUACAAACGGAAGAAGGUCAUGACCGACACCCUUCGUACUUGGAAGCGCUAUCCAAGCUCGCCGCGCUCUACGAGGCCCUGCCCGACUCGGACUCGGACGACGACGAGCCGAUCGUCGCGUACGGCUCGGCCGUGUUUCUCUCGCUGGUGCCACCGGCGAAUGACGUGGCAACUCCAAGUGCUGACGUCUUAUCGGUCGCACCAAAUGUGUGUCGCGUCAAGCUCAGCGACACGAAGCGACCCAAGCGACGUCGGUACUUGGCAAGCAACACGUUGGCCAACAUUCCAAAGGCGUUUGCUCCGAUCUUCAAGCUUUUGGGGGUCACGCGCGGCUACAAGGCGCGGCCGCUCUCGCUGCCCAAGCUCAAACUGCUACUACAUGACCUCUACAGCAGCCGCAUGCACAUCGAAGAGUACACGCGGCCGCUACCAGAAUUUAUCUACCAGUUCUUUCUGCGGAAAUACGGUCUUCGCAAAGUGGCCGAGGCGCACGUCGUCGACUUGAUGGCGUCGCUCAAGAAGUUUUGGCGCCACGACCCGGAGGUCCACCUCUUCGCUCGGUUUUGCAGUCUCAAAAACACACUGCCGCUCUCGAUUGAUGCGUUCGACUACUUUAUCUGCCUCUUGGGCCACUUGCAAGCCGGCGACAGCCAGCAGGCCGAGCCCGUGGUGCCGUACAGCCGCGUGCAGGGCUUGCAUCGCCAUGCUGUCGCAUCGGUCUCUCUGUUUGAGCCACAGCGCAUGCUCGAGCUGGUCAACUUCCAGCCAGACAUGCUGCUCAUGCGGCUCGAGGGGCACAUUAACGACCAGCCCGAUGUGAUCAACGGCAAGCGCCUCGGUGUCUCGGCCGCUCAUAUUUACAUUGACCGCCACGCCCUUCUCGCCUUGUACGUCUCUGAGUUUGAAGCCAUCGAGCGCCACGUUGAGCUGUACCUCAAAGAGGUGUUUGAAAAUGCCGACAUUGACCACAACGGCGAAUUGACUCUGGACGAGUUCAAUUCGAUUGUGCAAAAGAUUGAACCGACACCGAUGUGGGAAGCCCAGCGCAUGUUUUUUGAAGCUGUUGCGCUCACGGGCAAUGCGCUCGCGGACGCGGUCACGGCCGACGCCUUUAUUCUCGUCGCCAAAAAGCAAGGUCUGGGCGCCCGGUCCUUCCCCGAUACCCGUCGACACGCGCUCACGGCGCCUAUCGCGCUCGACCAUGGACUCCUCGCAAGCUAUCACGCGCGGAAUGCAGAGUAA
Saprolegnia parasitica CBS 223.65 is the source of this 2841-nucleotide messenger RNA. RefSeq lists its product as hypothetical. Lineage: Eukaryota; Oomycota; Saprolegniomycetes; Saprolegniales; Saprolegniaceae. Gene Ontology annotation, molecular function: calcium ion binding. The transcript has 19 exons. Bases 1 to 2841 code for a protein of 946 amino acids. The record is from RefSeq and is a predicted model, not a curated record.